AGGCGGAGUGACAGGAUGGCUGGACGGGCAGCACGCCUGAUGCUCCUGGCCGGGGCAGCGGCGCUCGUGAGCGGCUCCCAAGGCGACCGCGAACCGGUAUACCGCGACUGCGUGCUCAGAUGCGAGGAGCGGAACUGCUCAGGGGGAGCACUGAGCCACUUCCGUUCCCGACAGCCAAUCUACAUGAGCCUAGCAGGCUGGACUUGUCGGGACGACUGUAAGUAUGAGUGUAUGUGGGUCACCGUUGGCCUUUACCUCCAGGAAGGCUACAGAGUGCCUCAGUUCCAUGGCAAG
This is a messenger RNA of Dipodomys ordii (Ord's kangaroo rat), 294 nucleotides long. Its product is annotated as post-GPI attachment to proteins factor 3-like. Gene Ontology annotation, cellular component: endoplasmic reticulum membrane. The annotation marks the transcript as partial. Gene Ontology annotation, molecular function: hydrolase activity, acting on ester bonds. The transcript has 2 exons. Lineage: Eukaryota; Metazoa; Chordata; Mammalia; Rodentia; Heteromyidae. The record is from RefSeq and is a predicted model, not a curated record. Gene Ontology annotation, biological process: GPI anchor biosynthetic process.